Molecule: messenger RNA, 1302 nt
Organism: Rhincodon typus (whale shark)
Lineage: Eukaryota; Metazoa; Chordata; Chondrichthyes; Orectolobiformes; Rhincodontidae
Product: class I histocompatibility antigen, F10 alpha chain-like
Exons: 8
Coding region: 137-1165 (342 amino acids)
Biological process (GO): immune response
Cellular component (GO): external side of plasma membrane
Source: RefSeq, a predicted model, not a curated record
UUUCACCAGUUCUGUGUCAGAGCAUACUCAGACAGAUCCAGAGCUUGAGACUAUUAAGAUCUCUCCAGUACAAGAUCAUCUGUUCCAAAAGCAGUGACUACAGACCAUUCCUCAAACUCCGAGAGGGCAGACAACAAUGUUAAGACUCAUACUACUCGGCCUCCUGUGUGGAGGGGCAUCUGCAGGGUCUCACAGUCUCCGGUAUUUUCACACCUGGAUCACCCCCCUCCCGGGAAUACCGGAGUUUAUGGUGGUCGGUUAUGUGGAUGAGAAACUGUUUGAUUACUAUGACAGUGAGAUCCGGAGGGACAUCCCCCGGCAGCGCUGGGCAGAGGAGAAUCUGGGAGCGGAUUAUUGGGAGCGGCAGACACAGACCGCCCGGGGCUGGGAGCCGUGGGGAAAGACCAACAUCCAGACCGCCCUGGAGAGGACCAACCAGACCGGGGGGAUCCACACCAUCCAGAUGAUGUACGGCUGUGAGCUCCGGGAUGACGGCAGCACCGGGGGGUUUAACCAGCACGGCUGGGAUAACAGCGACUUCAUCAGCUUCGACAAGAAGGACAUGGUGUGGGUGACCCCCCUCAGCUGGGGGGAGAUCACCAAAAACAAGUGGGACCGGGAUCCGGCACUCAACCAGCAGCUAAAGGGUUACCUGGAGGGAACCUGUAUCGAGUGGCUGAAAAAAUACCUUAAAUAUGGAGAGAGAGAACUGAGACCAGUCAAACCCUCUGUGACGUUUACCUCUGUGGGGGGUAAUAAACAGCUCUCCUGUGUCGCCACUGGGUUCUACCCUCAUUCCAUUGACGUGAGUCUGUUCCGAGAUGGUGUGAAGAUCGAUGAGACAGAAUCCACUGGAGUCCGACCCAAUCACGAUGGAUCCUACCAGAUCCACAGAUGGACGGAGUUUGACCCGAAUUCCCAGGCCAAGUACUCCUGUGUGGUGGAUCACGACGGAUUGGGGCAGAAGCUGGUUGUGUUUUAUGAACCAAAGACCAGCUCCAUGCUCCUGGUUAUAAUCUGUGCUGUCGUUGUCCUCGUGGUGAUUAUUGCGGCCAUCGCUGGGGUUGUCUGGUACAAAAAGAAAGCAGGCCAGAAGACUGGCUACAAUCCAGCAAAAACUUCUGAUAAAGGGGACUCCUCUUCAGCCUCCUCUGCCACUGCUUAAAGCAGCUUCUCAUGUCCCACACACGUUGCUUGAAAUCCCAGGAAUAAGGUGGCGAAAGGAAUUGAUGAAGAAUUGGGGAAUUUGGGGGCGGGGGGUGGUUUACAUGAAUAAAAGAGUGAGAGAAUCUUGAUUAUAAA